Molecule: messenger RNA, 1408 nt
Organism: Oreochromis aureus
Lineage: Eukaryota; Metazoa; Chordata; Actinopteri; Cichliformes; Cichlidae
Exons: 10
Coding region: 12-1199 (395 amino acids)
Biological process (GO): cell surface receptor signaling pathway
Molecular function (GO): transmembrane signaling receptor activity
Source: RefSeq, a predicted model, not a curated record
GGGAGCCCACAAUGAGCACUGCCACGGCAGGAGGAAGAGAGAGAGGGAGAACAAAAACAAAAACAUGUUCCCUAACACGGGGUCAGCCGGUGAGGUACGGGGACGGUGACAUUUCCAAUGCUGCAAUGUUAUCUGCCCCAGAAACAGCUUCAACAGUUGAUGGUGUGUGUGUGCUGCUGCUGUCUGCACCGACUGUUUCUGCAGUGUCUCUUUCUGUUGGUCCAAACCUUCAGCAGUUCUUCAGAGGCUCUUUAGUGGAUCUGAGUUGUGUUGAUGAUGGACAGACAGCUGAUGGAUGGACAGUGAAGAGGACCAGAGGAAACCUCACUGAGGACUGUGGAGCAGUUCCAGGCUUUGGGGGGCUUCUUGGUUCCUACUGUGUUGUGGAUCUUUCUGCUCCCAAUGAAACCUUCUGGUGUGACUCCUCUGGACAGCAGAGUGACAGAGUCUCCUUCAUUGUCCAAUCAGACACUACAGAUAAAGGUGUCAUACUGGAGAUCCCUGCACUUCCUGUGAGGACAGGAAGUGAUGUCAUUCUGCGCUGCAGACAGAGGAAUGGUGCCACAGUCGAAGCUUAUUUUUUCAUCAAAGGAAGUUCUGUUGGUCAUAAACCAGAGCACAUCAUCACUAACAUCACGCAGGCUGAUGAAGGUCUCUACUGGUGUUCUACUAAUCAGGGUGGAACGUCUCCUCAGAGCUCUCUGAGGGUCAGAGAUCCUCCUACAAUCAUCCAUCCUCCUCCUCCAAGCACCUCCACAAACUUUGCUCCUCCUGUAAAAACUGCUCUUACGUGUCGUCCCUCUCCUCCUCUCCCAGCAUCCAACUGUCCUCCUCCUCCUCCUCCUCCUCCCUCUCUCCUGGUCUCAGUUUUAUCAGGUCUGGUCUCUGGGGUUCUCCUGGUUCUAGUUCUGGGUUUGAUUCUGUUCCUCUGCAGUAAACUAAAAGGUAAUAAAAACCCGUCUCCUUCUCCUGUGGAUGUGACCUACGCUGAUGUCACGAUCAAACAGAGAGCCAACAGGAGAGACAAACAUCCUGCUGAUCCACGAGCCGUCUACUCUGAUGUGAGGACUCAAACUUCAGGUCCUGAGGACGUCGCUUAUGGUCAGGUGGUCAUCAAAAGCAAGAAAAAAGGUGGCAAGAGGAAAGAGCAGUCAGCUGAUCCAUGUGCUGUGUACUCUUCAGUCAGAGCAGGAAGCUGAGGACACACUCGGUCUGAUGGACGACCUUCAUCCUUCACUCUGCUCCUCUUUCAGAGCCUGCUGAGGCUUCAUCAGUUAUUCCUGAAUCUUAAUUAGUCAGUGUUGAUCAUGGAGAAGCAGAUUUGUACUUUGAGUAUUAGUUUUUCUCUUUUCAUUCUUCUACAAACAUGUGAAUGACUAUAAAGGAUCCAUACACAUGUAAUAAAGAA